CGCGUUCUCUCUUCACACGGGGUCGCCUCUGCAAAGUCCGAUCGGAGAAGCGGACAUGGACAAGGCGCUGCUCGGCUCAAUGUUUCUUGAUUCUCCUGACGUGCAGAGCAUGGUCCUUGACGUGUCCGCUUUGAUCCGCCUGAACGUCAUCGAGUCUCGGAACCGGCAGUGGGCCCCCACACAGACAAGCGACGCCGACGCCGAAGUGGAGAGGCAACGGCACACAGACAUGCAUCGGACGUAUCUGGAUUAUCUUCUGGUACUUUCCAAAUGCGCUGCCACCUUCCAACGGGAUGUGACCUGUUCACUCUUUGAUCGGUCACGGCUGCGGUUCACGGAAGCGGAUGGCUACGAAACUCUGCGUUGGGCUCUUCAUCAGCUGAUCGAUUCAGCGUUUGCCAAGACAGCGGACGAGACAGCGGACAACGUCGUCUUUGCUGCUCGUCAGAUCAUCAGCCAGUUUGCCCAGACAUCGGAAUAUCCAUGGUGGUCGCUGCGUGGUCUUGGGCCGUUCCUUGUCCGACAUCCGUCCCUCGCCGUCUCGGACCGAAAAUUUGACUCAAAGCAUCCUUACACCCGAUUCCUGUGCCACAAGCUAUGCGAGAGCUUGGAGCGGCGAUCAGCUCCCC
This is a messenger RNA of Mycena citricolor, 629 nucleotides long. Lineage: Eukaryota; Fungi; Basidiomycota; Agaricomycetes; Agaricales; Mycenaceae. The record is from the annotation of a GenBank genome assembly.